AUCGAUAGUGGGGUAUAAUGUUUGUGUUUUGAUUGUGUAUUUUGCAUUUAUUGUUUCAUUUGUGUUUGUGUAAUGUAUUGUUAUUGUGUGAAUUCACUGGAUCAAAUGGAUAGACCUUUAAAACAAUCUUGGCACGCCAGAUAAACGUAUAAUCGAAGUCGUUUUUGUAUUAUGACGCAGCAUGAUGAAGUUAGCAGGUCUCGUAAGAGGCUUUUCGAUGCUCUCGGUAGCAAUGCGAGCAACAGCUGUCGCCACUGCUGCUGCUGCUGCUGCUGCUACUGCUACUACUGCAUAUGAUGGAGACAGCUGACAUUAAGGCCCCGACUGUUGGUGGAGCUGAAACUGGUAUCUGGUGCUUUUGCGAUUAUGGUUUCAAAUGAAGAAAAGCAAGGAAGAAUUUGAUCAGUCGGCUAGGAAGCUCUUAACGUCAGAUCAAGUGCACCUACACAAUGCAUUUAUUAUUACCUUGAUCACAAAAUGUCACCGCCUUUCUCCGCAUCCACCUUCUAUCUAUGAAAAUUCAGGCCGUGGCCGUGGAGGAAAGGGCCGCCGUCGCAACCGUGCUGAACGUGGUGGUUUUGAACCUGUGGACGUUUUUGACUACAUGCUUCCUAUGCAACAAAUACCGUCACAUGCGCAACAGGAUGCUGUUCGACUUCUGGCCCAGGAAAGGUUUCUGCCAGAUUUUCCAUUUAUGUAUAGUCGGACUAUGCUUGGUGCAUGGGAGCAUGGUCUUGAAGGGGCAGAGGAUGGUGCUGUAAAGCUUAUUAUGUCAGCAGUGUUGGCAUUGCUGCGCAACAUUAUAUUUGCAACGAUUUGUCGCAGAAAAUCCUUUCAUGUUCUUGACAGUCGUUCUCCAUAUGGUGUUAAUAAACCAUAUAUUAACAAGUGGCUCAGGAGGAAGCUGGAUAAACCUCUUAGGUGUAGUGUUUUAAGGGGAAAGCCUGAUGAAAAGGGAGCAUCAUGCAGCAGACUUAGAAUUCUUGGACCAACAUACGAAGAAAUGGAGCAACGUUAUAUAUUUGAACUCGCAUGUUCAUCUCGGCAGCCUCCACCCAACAGGCCAAUAAGCUUAUAUGACCUACUUGAAACAGUGCAGGUGCAUCGAAAUGUGAUUCCAUCUGCAAGUGUAAUGUCUCUUCUGGAGGAGAGAAUUUUUGAUCGCCUAAUUCACCGGACUCAUGAGGAGAUGAGGGCUAAGCGUGUUCUUGAUAACUCAAUGUUUCUUUCAACUGAUCACCAUAAUUCCACAUUUAAAUCAAACAAUGAAAUGUGAGUGAAAAGGUUCAAUAGUACAAAUUAAAUCAAUUUCACAGGUGUGCAUAUCCACAUUUCUGCAGAAAACAUAAUAACGGAAUGUUACAUUGCUUGUAAAAAUUCAAGAAAACCAAUCAUAUUUAAGAACAUUUGCAGCAUAUUGCUAUAAGUAAAGUGUGAAUAUUCAGUUUUGUAAAUUACAAUUAUCUGACUGCUCCUGUUGUGAAAUAGUAGCUACUUUCACAUAUUGAAAUCGUGGAGAUAAGCGAAUGAAGAUUUUGAAAGAAGGGAAUAUGAUUUGGUGUGAAGAGUGAAAGAAGAGAAGGAAGAAGUGACAAACAUGUGACAGCCUGUUCCAGUUAAUUUUUCAAAAAAUGGGAACUGGAGAGGGAUGUUUAUAGGAUUGUAAUUAGAACAUUUACUCUUGAAGUUGGUGAAAAGAAAGACACAGAAAUGUGAACUGCAGAGAUCAAUUUUGUACCUGGUAUACCUCUCAGCAUGAAGAAUGAAAUGUCAUAUCUUUACCCUCUAAGUUGGUAGUUCCCAUGCUUGCACCUAGCCUAUUGGUGAUAGUUUACAUGAUCAGGUGGCACAGGAGUGCAGCAUUUUAUUUAAAUUAUUUCUUCAGUGUAGGAAUCGUGUGUUGAACAGUGAUGAAAUAUCCAGGAAUUCUUAACAGUAGACCCUUACUACAUUCAAGACACACAUGAUUACUUGAAAUAAACUUUGUUUUAUAGUCUUUGAAGUAAUCUUCAAAAUAAAGCCCACUAUCUGCAGUAUGUGCCCAUUACUUUCCAGUAGUUCUAUUAUGAGACAUAGCCUCAAAUUUUUCUUUGCAUCUUCCUUUGCCUUUUCAGUGCUCUGAUAAACAAUAAAUGCACUGUACACUUCAACAUUAAUGGCCUUCUCAAUAUUUUCAUUACCACUUUACAUAUAUAUAUAUAUAUAUUUCUUUCUUUUCACGAGGAAAGUUUGUGAUUCCUGGUUUCUUCCUACUUCCUCACUUCCCGAUGAAGGUCUUAAUGGUGCAUCAGCACAAACAUACCUACACUUAACUAAUGAAGUAGUGAUGCCCAUUGUCUACAGAUGGCAGAAGAAUGCAGUUUAACAUGAGAAACUGCAACUGGUGAGAAUGUGGUCUUAUUACCAAAAGUGCAGAAGCUCAGAGAGCACCAGUGAUUAACUCAGUUUCCUGGCUAGAGAGGUUAACUCAUAUAAUAAACACUUAAGAAAAAACUUAUUUGAAGGAAUACUAAGCAUGCAUUAGGUGUAAGAACAAUAAUAAAUUUUUAAGUUCUAUUGAAGAGCUAUAAACUCAGAACUCUGGUUGUAUAUACAGUAGAGUGUAGAUUAAAAUCUCCAGAGCAGCACUUAGAACACUAUAGAGGGCUCCUAUUUCACAGACAGAUAAGUUUUAGUCUGAUUGAUGAUGCUGCAGGCAGAUAAGUUUCUGCACCAAGUCACUGUAGUUUGCCAUUAAACUUGUAGUAUGAUUUGUGCAGCAUGUAUGCAGUAGGUGAUAAAUCUUCCAAAUACCCGGAUCUUAGUAAAAACAAUGUUCACAGAUCAGUGUGUUGCAUAAAUAAUUACACCAUGAAUAUACAGUUUAUUAUGUAAUGCAGUAUCAGUAUAUUUAAAUAAAUAAAAUGUAUCAUUGUGAGGUAUAUAUUGAUAGCAUUCCAGGUAAGGUUUCAGAUUAUGCUCAGAAUUGUGGAAAUGGCACAAAUAAAAAAUGAAGUACAAAUGCAAAAAAAUGUUAUGAGAGAACAAUAAGGAAAUUUAUUAAGUAAGCAUAAUUUAGAAGGGACUGUAUGUUGUAAGAGACUGUAAUAACGAUAAGAUGAUGGCAUUAAAUGAAGUGCACUAUGCCACAGGUUGGAAAUGGGAACCAAGGAGACGACUAUGGUGUCGCAGCUGCUUUAUGUUGGUUAAGGUGGUGGUAGUUGCAAUGUUUACUAUUUCAGUAGUGAAAUACUUAAGAAUUAAAACAAAGCAAUAAAUUUGUUAUGUAGCUAUGUGAAUGUGUAUAUGAGUACAUGACCAUUGUUCUUUGUAAUAUCUGAAGUGAUAUGAAUGGGGUAGGUCAUGUGAAAACAAUUAUAGACUGUUAAACUAAUUAUAGAUUAAAUAUACAAAAUUAUGCUAUAUAACUGAAAUUAAUAAUUGUUAUUAUUAAUCAUGAAACUCAGUAUGCAAAUGUAAGAUAUUACUGGUUUUUUCCCUACAAAUAUAGAUAUUGAGUAGUAAAUUCCCUCACUUCAUAUAAGAAGGUGAAUGAGAGCAGUUUUAUUGCACAGAAAUGAUAGAGCCCAGAGUAUUUUUGAUGUGUCGACAGAAGUGCCGACACAGUGUGGUUUGAGGAGACCGAGGACGCCGGAUGGCGUGAGGUCUGAAACAGGAUACGUAAUGAGUGCUAUAAAGAAAAGUAUGUAGCUUCUAGAAUACUUAACUUUAAUUCGUAAUUGUAGAACAUCGCUCUUGAUGAUACAUGUUAUAACCACAAUAUAUAUAGCAAAGGAUUAUGGCGCCUUGCUAGGUCGUAGCCAUUAACUUAGCUGAAGGCUAUUCUAACUAUCUUCUCUGCAAAUAAACGAGGCUUCGUCAGUGUUGCAUCGCUAGCUAAGUCGUCCGUACAACUGGGGCGAGUGCUAGUACGUCUCUCUAGACCUGCCGUGUGGUGGCGCUCGGUCUGCGAUCACUGACAGUGGCGACACGCGGGUCCGACAUGUACUAAUAGACCGCGGCCGAUUUAAAGCUACCACCUAGCAAGUGUGGUGUCUGGCGGUGACACCACAAUUUUUGGUUGCUUGAUUUAUUCACGAGAGGGAACCAAACAGCAAGGUCAUCAUCAAGUGGCAGCAAGAUGGAAACACAGGUAAACCAGGAACCCCUGAAUAAAGUUUGGAGGAAAAGAGUCUUUUAAGGUUUACAACAUAGGAGAAGUUGGCGAAAACACUGUAUGGGUAUAGACUUACUAGAGAAGUGUAAGAGGGGAAGAUAGCAAUUUCAAGCCCAUCUACAUUUUUCCAUCUGCUGUUGCUUGGCACAUAAAUUUUCUCUGUCCAUAGUAUCUGUAUUUUCAGUUUUAUUUCAUGGUUCUUAGCCAUCUUGCAAGCCUCAAAAGAGCUCUGCUGCAAGGAAAUCAUAUGUAAUGAGUCACCAUUAAUCAUUUCUGUUUUAUGUACCUGCCUGCUGCUCAUCACUUUCUUUUGAAGCUGAGUGGUGGCUGAAUCUCUAACUCUUUGUUACCAUUCCAUUAUUGUACCAUCUGUCAUGUAAUACACAACUUCGGUACUCGUUUUAUUAUUUGUUAUUGUUUUUACCACCACAUUGCUAUAUAGAGAGUAAAAUAAGCUAAUCACCACAUUGCUAUAUAGAAAGUGAAAUAAGCUAAUCACCAAUGUUUUAAUUCUCUCUGGUGUAUCCAUCAGAAAUAAUAUUUCAUUCCAUGAGAUAGUGUUGAAUCAUGCAGUGCAGGCUUUCACAGACAGUAUUUACAUCCUUGGUGGAUUUUUAAUGAGCAUUAGGCCAGGCUCUUAAGAUAUGUUUCUGUGCCUGAUGUUGUAUCUGCAUAUACUGGAGACUUCAUCAAAAGCUAGGAAAACUGUAAUGGCUGCAAUAUUAUCUUCAGUGGAAAACAAGAGCCACUUUGUACAUCAUUUAUCUGUUCUUAAUUGCCGGCCGAAGUGGCCGUGCGGUUAAAGGUGCUGCAGUCUGGGACCGCAAGACCGCUACGGUCGCAGGUUCAAAUCCUGCCUCGGGCAUGGAUGUUUCUGAUGUCCUUAGGUUAGUUAGGUUUAACUAGUUCUAAGUUCUAGGGGACUAAUGACCUCAGCAGUUGAGUCCCAUAGUGCUCAGAGCCAUUUGAACCAUUUGUUCUUAAUUUACUAAAGAGAGAUGCCCACCUUGAAUACUGCUCUGACAAUUUAACUGUGGAAUUUUGAUCCACUUUUGUAGAAAAUCUGUAGAAUUGUGUAUACAGCUAUGUUAGACCAUGUUAGUGUUCUCAGAGUGGGCUUGCUUGAAAAAAAAAAAAAAAAAAAAAAAAAAAUUGUUGACUGUCUGAUGAAGUCUGCAGCAUUAGUACAUGAAUGUUACACGCAGGAACAUGUCUUCAAUCAUGGUCUGAUGUCCAUAUAAUACAAAUGAUCAAUGACAUAGUGUUGAAUUUUAUUCAGUCAUUGUAACAAAGAUUGUAAUGACUAUGAUAAUAUCGUCAGUGGAAAACUAGAGCAACUUAUUUACAUUGUUUAUCUGUUCCUAUUUUCUGAAGAAAGGUGCCCACUUUAAAUACUGCUGGAUCAUGUUAGCUGUGGAAUUGUAAUGCAUUUUUUGUAGAACAUGUGUUGAAUUGUGUAUGCAGCUUUAAGCCGUAUGUUAUGCUUUUUAUGACUGCCAUUACAUGUUUUUAUUGAUUCUGUAAUGACAGUUGGUUAUGUUUAUAUUAAGUACUAUUUUGUCAGAUACACAGGAAUUAUUAUUUUAAAACUUUUGUUUAUUGCCUAAAAUGUAGACAUAGUUCCAUAAAACUAUAUUAUGGUCAUGUUUAUAUUAAGUACUAUUUUGUCAGAUACACAGGAAUUAUUCUUUUAAAACUUUUGUUUGUUGCCUAAAAUGUAGACAUAGUUCCAUAAAACGUAAGAUGUGCACUUUCUAUUCAUAAUAGAUACUCUUGUUUGAUUUUGUCUUUAAAUGUAAUGAAACAUUAUUGAAAUAAGCUGCCCCUUAUUUAAUGGUGCAUAAAUUUCAUUUGCUUAUGUGGUAAUGAUCCUGUUUGUACACUUGAUGCAUAUUCUUUCAUCCACUUUAAAUGUAAACAAUGUAAAUGGCAUUGUCUUUAUGUUCCAUCUUAUCAUAAAUCACAGCACUUUGUGUUCUUAUUAUUAAAAUGUCCUCAUGAUUCUCUGAAGUAUUGCAGUUUGUAAUUUGGUUGAUUCCAUAUUUUCUAGGGUGUGGUCAGAAGGCUUACCACAUUUUGUUGAAUUGUAGAGGCAGUUAAGCACUGCAGGAAGAGAAUAAAAUUAAUAACUUUUGGUUUUGUAUAAAUUUUUAACCAUAUCUGUUGUUAAUAUCAUACACCUUUAAUUGGGAGUAUUUAAUUUUACUAUUUUGUUUUUGUGAUUUGAGAAUGUUUAUACAAGUGUAGACCAGGAAGGGGUUGAUUUCUUUCUUGCUCCCACUCUGCAAGUAGCCUUCAGAUGCUAUUAGUAACUCUUUAUUGUAUGGUAUGUGCUCAUAGAAAUUGUCAUGUAUUAAAAUGUAAUGUUGUCUUGUAUACUUGGAUGGAAAAAAAUGUCUCAAUUUUCUGAUUUCUGACUAAGAAGAAUUUGCUGAAAUAUUCACAGAAUGCCGAAUGUAUGACUCAGAUCUCUUGAGUUCUUGUACUUUUUUUCCGAUACUGGGUGCUUCAAAAAUUACAUAAGGAAAUGGAGUAACUUCAGCAAAAUUUCUUAAAUGCAGUCAAACCUUUGACAUAAAGAAAUUUUUAUAUUCUGUAAGUCCUUAUUGUGGUCUUGAAAGAAAUUAUUAAUAAGACAGUCAGUGGACUUAAGUAUAUUUGUGUGCAUUUGUUAAACUUAAAACAUUGUAGAGUUAGUUAUUCAAAAUAUACAGAAGAGACAUGAAUUAAAA
Schistocerca serialis cubense is the source of this 6888-nucleotide messenger RNA. RefSeq names its product transcriptional adapter 1-like. Lineage: Eukaryota; Metazoa; Arthropoda; Insecta; Orthoptera; Acrididae. The transcript has 8 exons. Gene Ontology annotation, molecular function: transcription coactivator activity. The coding region runs from base 377 to 1276 and encodes 299 amino acids. The record is from RefSeq and is a predicted model, not a curated record. Gene Ontology annotation, biological process: regulation of transcription by RNA polymerase II. Gene Ontology annotation, cellular component: SAGA complex.